This is a messenger RNA of Salmo salar (Atlantic salmon), 2669 nucleotides long. It is a transcript of the gene hsf2, whose product is annotated as heat shock transcription factor 2. Gene Ontology annotation, biological process: regulation of DNA-templated transcription. The record is from RefSeq and is marked provisional. Gene Ontology annotation, molecular function: DNA-binding transcription factor activity; sequence-specific DNA binding. Lineage: Eukaryota; Metazoa; Chordata; Actinopteri; Salmoniformes; Salmonidae.
CUUUUUUCAUCCCAAAAAGGCAUCUUUCCACCUACAGUUUGCAAAAUGAAACAAAACUCAAAUGUUCCAGCUUUCCUCACCAAGCUUUGGACUCUUGUGGAGGAUUCUGAUACAAAUGAAUUUAUUUCUUGGAGUCAGGAGGGUAACAGUUUCCUCGUCAUGAACGAACAGCGAUUUGCCAAGGAGAUCCUUCCCAAGUUCUUCAAACACAACAACAUGGCCAGCUUUGUCAGACAGCUAAAUAUGUAUGGAUUUCGCAAAGUGAUGCACAUUGACACAGGCAUAGUGAAGCAAGAGCGUGAUGGACCAGUUGAAUUCCAGCAUCCUUACUUUAAACAUGGGCAGGAUGACUUGCUGGAAAACAUCAAAAGAAAGGUUUCUAAUGCAAGACCAGAGGAUACUAAGAUCAAACAAGAAGACCUGUCCAAUAUUUUGGCCAGUGUUCAGAAUGUUAAUGGAAAACAAGAAAGCAUUGAUUCCCGACUCAACACAUUGAAAAGAGAUAAUGAAGGUCUAUGGAGGGAAAUAUCAGACCUGAGACAGAAGCACUCCCAACAGCAGCAAAUCAUUAAGAAGUUGAUACAAUUCAUUGUCACAUUCGUACAGAAGAACCGGAUUAUGGGUUUAAAACGCAAACGACCUAUUCUACUGAACAACAAUGGAAAGAAGCCUAAAUACAUCCAUGAAAUCUACGACGAACCCCCUCUGGAGCACAACAAAGUAUGUGUAGAGGUCUGAAGGGAUUUACCUCCUUAUGUAAGGUUCACAUGGGGAUGUCCAUCCAUUCAGACAUCACACUAAUAUAUUUUUUUCUUGACAAGAUUAAGGCAGGAUCAUUGCCCAGGACAAUUGCUUAAAUUGUGAGAGUCAAUGAAACUUGACAUUGUUCGGGGGGAAUUUUCCAAUAUGAGUUUAUAAUGUUAUUCCAAUGAAAAGCAUUCUAAAAAUGUAUAUUCUGAGCCCUCUCCCAGCCCUCUGUCAGUGGUUUGAAGAACGCUGAUCUUACUGAUGAUGUUGUCAUCUGUGACGUAACUGACAACGAUACAGAGAUCACAGAGGGCCCCUCAAUAAUGGAUCAAUCGGGGGAUGUAGAAAUUGUUGAGGUCUUCGACAGCAAUACUGUGUCACAGACAGAUGGCGCUGACAAUCCAGGCCAGACCAACUCUUUGGUAUUCGAACCAGAAGAGACCACCAUAAGCACGUAUGAUAGCCUUCCAACCAGCAGCGUCUUGCAACUCAACAAACCAUCAGGCUUGAGCCUGGAGGAUCCCAUGAAGAUGAUGGACUCAAUCCUCAAUGAGAGUGGAGCUAUCUCUCAGAAUAUCAACCUCCUCGGCAAGUAAGUGGACUUGCUUUACCUUCGAGGUCUGUAGUUCCUGAAGAACUUGAAAAGGCUCUCACAAUAUGUCCCAUAUUACUGGGUAGCAUUUUUGCAUUACUAAGGAUAUAUAGGCCUAUGGAAUUUGUUUCAGCUUACAGUUAAUAAGAAGCAUCCAUAUGUUUUAACAGGGUUGAGCUGAUGGACUACUUGGAUAGCAUUGACUGCAGUUUGGAAGACUUUCAGGCUAUGUUGUACGGGAAGCAGUUCAGCAUUGAUCCAGAUAUUUUAGAGGUAUGCUUUUCAUUUUUAAAUGUAACUGGGAAGUUGAUAGGCCACAGAGGUUUAUGUUAAUGACAUUUCAUACAAAAUGUUUUUACUCAGUUCUAUGAUUCCUCUUCAGUUUUUCAGUUCAAAUUGCCCUGUGAACUUGCGAGAUUUCAGCAUCUGCACAGCUUAAGUGAGUCCUGUCAAACAGGCAAUACACAAGUCUAUAGUGAGGCUACUACCUGCUUCCCCUCUCUUUACUCAACGUCAAGCCUUCCUGUCUGAAUUCUUUUGUGUUACUGAAUUAAUUUCACUAAAUUAUGUAAUCUUUAGGAGAGUGGUGGUUCCAAAGGAAAUGCAGGGCUGCAAUCCAAAGGAGGCAAGUCUGGCGUCUCUGCAGACAAGCAGCUGGUCCAGUACACGUCCUGCCCUCUGCUGGCCUUCCUGGAUGGCUGCACCCCUUUGGCCCCAGAGCCAGACAGCAGCAUAGCCACAGAGCUGGGAGACAGCCUGCUGCAGCCCAGCACUGAGGUACCCACAGACCUCCUGGAGCCAGAUGAGGAGCCUCCACGGAGCUCCCUGAUCCGCCUAGAGCCUCUGACUGAGGCAGAGGCCACGCUUUUCUACCUGUGUGAACUCAACCCAGAAGGGAGUGGCACUGACUCGACACAGCUGGAGAUUUAACCAAGGAGCAGAAAAAACUCAAUGAUUUACUGUAUUUAUUUCCUUGUAUAUUUUGGUACAUUUAGGUCAAAAGACAUUCCAUAAUGUAGCUGUUUAUGGUUUCUCCACUAUUUCCACUAGCAGUUGAAGGUAAACCCUGAUUUAAAAAAAAGGCUGCAAUUUUGUUUCACUGUAUUAUUGAUUUCUGUGUUGAUAGGUCAAUGAUCACAUUCUUUAAAUGAAAAAAACAAGUGCCUGCAUACUUCCUUGUCCUAGAACUACAGUGCUCAGCAUUUCAAAUACUAUAGUCUGGUGUGUAUCAUAAGGUGUCGUUUUAAGGCUUCUGUGAUUUUGCCUAUCCUGUGAGAUUCCCUGUUAAGCUUCACAAUAACAUUCAAAUAAAGUGUAUUUUCAUUCUGAA